UUUGUAUUCAAUUACUAGUGUAUUAAGGUUGAUUUAACAUCAUUCAACCGUGAUAUCCAUUACUGAGUGCGUAGAAAAGAAAACCAGAUUGGUUCUCAAAAUGGACUCUGCAGUGAAAGCUCCAACAUCAACUGCAACCACUGACCCGAGAUUCGGAUGGAUCGGUCUUGGGUCGAUGGGGCUGGCCAUGGCAUUGAAUCUCCACAGCCAUCUAUCGCAUAUCGGUGCCCCUCCACUUUGCUUCUAUAACCGUACAGAAGCUCGGGGCCAGCCGAUCCUCGACAAAGGAGGAGUCCAGAGCGCCAGUGUCCAAGACCUGAUUGCCCAGGUUGACAUCUGCUUUAUUGCCGUCAGCGACGGCACAGUCGUUACCUCGAUCGUCAAUUCAAUCAUAGAAGCUUCAACAACUGAACAGCUUCAUGGCAAGAUCAUUGUCGACACGUCGACCAUUCAUCCCGAUGUCUCCUCCUGGGCGCAGCGAAAGCUUGUGGAACAGGGUGCUAGUUUUGUCGCAGCCCCCGUGUUCGGGGCAAGCCCUGUAGCACGGGAAGGUCGGCUUUUGAUAGUAACAGCAGGCGCUGACGAGGCUGUCAAAGCGAUUGAGCCGUUCUUGGUUGGUGUAUUGGCGAGAAAGACGUUGCACAUGGGAACGGACGCGGCGCAAGCGAGUUUGAUGAAGACGGCAGGAAACUUCUUGACGGCUGGGAUGAUGGAGCUUGUGGCUGAAGCACACGUCUUUGCCGAGAAGACUGGUAUUGGAAGCGAGGCACUGGAGUCCUUGAUUGAAGAGCAGUACGGCGCACUUCCGCUCGCGAUGUCGAGACGGAUGACUGAAGGGUUUUACCUUCCGAAACAGGGGGAACGGCCUUGGUCGGACCUUAAACUGGCUGUGAAAGAUGUUGGAUUAGGGGUUUCGUGUGCGGAGAACGCCGAAGCGAGUUUGCCCGUUGCAGAUGUCAUUCUCAAGCAUUAUGACGAGGCUUGCCAAUAUGGAGAGAGGAAUGAAAGGGCAUUGGACUCCUCGUCCAUGUAUGGAGUACUCCGGACGCAUGCCGGGCUUGAUUUUGAAUCGGACCGUGUGAAGGAGAGGCGAUGAUGAACCUGAUGUGGACACAUCAGUGCCAUGACUAUUUGUGAGCUCAAUGAAAUCACCUUAUAGGCGUGUACUAUCAAUCAAUAUCCUGUUACACCGCAAGCAUCCACUGUUGAUGUCACUAUGUUGAAUAUCUCUCUUCGGUCAUGAAGAGCUGACAUGCCACUGGAUAUUUACUAGCAUAGUCUCAUGGGUGCAUGGUCCCUUUAAUGCGGUUCGUUGUGAUUGACCGACUCUUCACUUAUUGGUAAUCGAAACCGUGCUUAUCACUGCUGCCAAAACACUUGAUUAAAGAAGUGUGGGUAUUGUUUGACAAUUAAAUCGUCCCCCUAGCGGCCCAA
Messenger RNA from Aspergillus caelatus, 1434 nucleotides. Its product is annotated as NAD(P)-dependent oxidoreductase. Lineage: Eukaryota; Fungi; Ascomycota; Eurotiomycetes; Eurotiales; Aspergillaceae. The transcript has 3 exons. Gene Ontology annotation, molecular function: NAD binding; oxidoreductase activity, acting on the CH-OH group of donors, NAD or NADP as acceptor; NADP binding. The record is from RefSeq and is a predicted model, not a curated record. The coding region runs from base 101 to 1096 and encodes 331 amino acids.